Molecule: messenger RNA, 1617 nt
Organism: Notothenia coriiceps (black rockcod)
Lineage: Eukaryota; Metazoa; Chordata; Actinopteri; Perciformes; Nototheniidae
Product: elongation factor 1-alpha
Biological process (GO): translational elongation
Molecular function (GO): translation elongation factor activity; GTPase activity; GTP binding
Source: RefSeq, a predicted model, not a curated record
GCCUCCCAGUCAGUAUAAAACCCAGAGUCCAACCCUUUUUCCCUUCUCUUUCUGUUACCUGGCUAGGGGCAGCAGCAUUGGCCGUGUAAACCCAGAAACACCGAAACUACAACAAUGGGAAAGGAAAAGUUCCACAUCAACAUCGUGGUCAUUGGCCAUGUCGACUCCGGCAAGUCCACUUCCACCGGUCAUUUGAUCUACAAAUGCGGAGGAAUCGACAAGAGAACCAUCGAGAAGUUCGAGAAGGAAGCCGCUGAGAUGGGCAAGGGCUCCUUCAAGUACGCCUGGGUGUUGGACAAACUGAAGGCAGAGCGUGAGCGUGGUAUCACCAUCGACAUCGCUCUGUGGAAGUUUGAGACUGCCAAGUACUACGUGACCAUCAUUGAUGCCCCUGGACACAGGGAUUUCAUCAAGAACAUGAUCACUGGUACCUCUCAGGCUGACUGCGCUGUGCUGAUCGUUGCUGCUGGUGUUGGUGAGUUUGAGGCCGGUAUCUCCAAGAACGGCCAGACCCGUGAGCAUGCCCUGCUGGCAUGACAUGGUUCAAGGGAUGGAAGGUUGAGCGUAAGGAGGGUAAUGCCAGUGGAGUCACUCUGCUGGAGUCUCUCGAUGCCAUCCUCCCCCCGUCCCGCCCCACCGACAAGCCCCUCCGUCUGCCCCUGCAGGACGUCUACAAAAUCGGCGGUAUUGGAACAGUACCUGUGGGUCGUGUUGAGACCGGUCUCCUGAAGCCCGGCAUGGUCGUAACCUUUGCACCUGCUAUGCUCACCACUGAGGUGAAGUCUGUGGAGAUGCACCACGAGUCUCUCACUGAGGCUAUGCCCGGUGACAAUGUUGGUUUCAACAUCAAGAACGUGUCCGUCAAGGAAAUCCGUCGUGGAUACGUGGCUGGCGACAGCAAGAACGACCCACCCAAGGGAGCCGACAACUUCAACGCCCAGGUCAUCAUCCUGAACCACCCUGGCCAGAUCAACGCAGGUUACGCACCAGUGCUCGAUUGCCACACAGCUCACAUUGCCUGCAAGUUCACCGAGCUCAUCGAAAAGAUUGAUCGUCGUUCUGGCAAGAAGAUUGAGGAUAGCCCCAAGUUUGUCAAGUCAGGAGACGCCGCCAUUGUCAAAAUGAUCCCACAGAAGCCCAUGGUUGUGGAGCCCUUCUCCAGCUACCCUCCCCUCGGUCGUUUCGCCGUCCGUGACAUGAGACAGACAGUGGCUGUUGGUGUCAUCAAGGCUGUUGUGACCAAGGAUGCUUCCGGAAAGACAACCAAGGCUGCAGAGAAGAUCAUCAAGAAGAAAUGAAUGGUCGUGCAGGACAUCCAGCAACAAGAAGUGUGCCGGCAGCAGCGGGCCACUCCUUUCCCCCUGCCAUGCCCUCACCCUAUAUCAUCUUCUCUGUGGCAGAUCUCGUUACUCAAGGACUGGCUUAUGCUGAUUAAAACCCAUCGCAAAAGUUUUCGCAGGAAAAAGAACUAAAUGGCAUUGUCACUUACCUGAAUCACAUGACGGUGCCUCUUCUCAGUUAAGUUUAAGUUGGAAAUGUUGUUCAAAUGCCACAAAUUUAAUUGGAAAGAAAGCUGCUGGUAACUAAUAAAAAUAAAUGUCUUUGAAAAAAUUGAAA